GCCGACACUCAACAGCGAGCCGUCGCGACGUAUACUUCCCUCGUAAGACGUAUACCGUAUACACUGUUUAUCCAUUUCGAAGUACCCACAUACUCUAAUACCAUGAAGGCUCUGAUAAUCCUGCUGGCUUUGGUCUCGUUCACCGCCGCCAUGGUGCCCCGACAUCGGAGGGCGAUAAACGUAGAAGAAGAAAAUACUAUGAAAAUCUGCGCGCCCAGCACUCCUUGUGCUUGGUCCAUUUACCAACCCGGCAACAAACACGUUGAAUCUUCUCAAAUACUCCUCUUAACAAAUACAUAUUGCAAUUGUGACGUUGGCGAAUCGUGCCAAAUGAGUGAAGACAGUGCGACAGCGAAUGCGUUUGUUCAUCGUUGCAAAAGGCAAGGUGCGCCGGAUAGCUAGCGCGCCACUGCGGCACCCACGCGGCACCCCAGUGCGCAGUGGUAUCUACGAGUCUGACGCCGCUAUUUAUCAAUAACAAAACGUUGUUCCAUCUGGCAAUAACGGUGUUCACUGUUCACCUUCUUCACCUACCUGUGCCGAACUGCCGAGCGGUUAUUUCCACCAAUUUUUACAAUAAUACUAUUAAAAUGAAUUUAUUCUGACUUAAUAAUGUAAGACCGUUUUUUUAAUGAUUGAUUUAAUCAUAAAUCAGAAUAUGUAAGAUAUUUUUGCAUUUUAAAGAACCUUAUUAGGAUCAAAUAAUUUAAUACAUAAUAAUAAUAUCUACAUUUGAUUAUUUUGAUUUUUGAUCAUUAAUCUUCUAUACGGACAUAGGUAUAUUAUUAGGUAUUCGUUUUAUUCCGCCUUGAACAUUGAUUAGGAUUUUUUUUUAUCUAAUCUUCUAUCUAAAAACAUUAUGUUUUCAAUGAGUGACAUACCUACUUGUUACUCAUAGCGUGCUUCUCGUAUGUUACAUACACAAUACAGGUACCCACACUUCUUAGACAACACAAUCAUAAUACACACUCACAGCACAGUAUUACAAUAUUAGUGCUCACAGUUUCUGUUAUUUUUCACCAGAAAAGUCAGCAUUCCAAAAAGUGAAGGCAAUUGGUGCAGUAUGUUAAAAGCGAAAUACGUAGCUAUGUGUCGUUUUCUAGGGUUUGUUAAAAUCCGUUAAAAAGUCUUUAAUUUCUAGAUGUGUCGUUAUUUAUAACAAAUGAAUUUGAUAAAAUUAAAACAUAAUAAUUUACACAACUAAAUAAAGAUCGCUAAUGACCGAUCUUU
Molecule: messenger RNA, 1230 nt
Organism: Colias croceus (clouded yellow)
Lineage: Eukaryota; Metazoa; Arthropoda; Insecta; Lepidoptera; Pieridae
Exons: 3
Coding region: 103-402 (99 amino acids)
Source: RefSeq, a predicted model, not a curated record